Messenger RNA from Trypanosoma cruzi, 645 nucleotides. RefSeq names its product mucin TcMUCII, putative. The record is from RefSeq and is a predicted model, not a curated record. The transcript has a single exon. Bases 1 to 645 code for a protein of 214 amino acids. NCBI's taxonomy places the organism in Eukaryota, Euglenozoa, Kinetoplastea, Trypanosomatida, Trypanosomatidae.
AUGAUGAUGACGUGCCGUCUGCUGUGCGCCCUGUUGGUGCUCGCCCUGUGCUGCUGCCCGUCUGUGUGGGUGAUAGCGGGCGAAGAGGGCACAGUUAGUGGUUCGACUCCAAAUCCCACUACGCCAAAGGAGCCGGUUGUAGAAGGUCCGGGGACCGAGGCAGCGCCGGAAUCAGGCGCGCCAACGUUAACGGAUGCUGCGGAAACGGAACAACCAACAGGUAAUUUGAAACCCACGCCGGGGGUAGCAAGCGGGACCGCUUCAGAAGGGCUGCAACUUGCGUCCAAUGCGGGAGGGUUAAAAAAUACGAUGGGCGAUGCAGAUACAAGAAAUACAGAAACCGCUACGGCACCGACCCCGGGGAGUGCGCCGAGUCCGCUGGAGGAGACGACGGAUUUUAAAAAAGCCGGUACUGAAAUAAAACCAAAUACGACUACCAAUACACCAAAGGUGCCAACAACAACGACAACCACCACUGCGCCAGAGGCAACAACCACGACCACGACAACCGCUGCGCCAACCACGACGACCACUCGCGCACCGUCACGUCUUCGCGAAAUCGACGGCAGCCUCAGCAGCUCUGCGUGGGUGUGUGCCCCGCUGGUGCUCGUCGUAUCCGCGCUGGCGUACGCCACUCUGGGCUGA